CUUCUCCUCUCCUGUUUGUGAGCGAGAUUUUUGAUUUGUGUUAUGGAGCGCGGCUCUACGUUUCGGGAGACCUUAGCAACGACUAUGAAGCAUGAGAGGAGAUGGAAGUCGAAAUCGUCAUCGCAGACUAGCAUUACUUCCCUCAUCAUGGCCUUGCUCUCCUGUCUCGCUUGUCUCUACGUCGCUGGCCGAUUGUGGCAGGACGCAGAGAACAGGACGUUACUUGCUAACCUUCUUCAGAAGAAUACAGGCCAACCGCCGAAAGUACUUACUCUGGAAGAUAAGCUUAUGGUCCUUGGAUGCAAAGAUUUGGAGAGGAGGAUUGUGGAAGCUGAGAUGGAUUUGACACUGGCCAAGAGUCAGGGGUACCUAAAGAAGCAGUUGGAGCGAGGUGGAUCUUCUUCUGACAAAAGGUUUCUAGCUGUCAUUGGAGUUUUUACGGGAUUUGGUAGCCGCUUGAACCGGAAUAUGUACAGAGGGUCUUGGAUGCCCAGAGGUGAUGCUUUAAAAAAACUUGAGGAUAGAGGAGUGGUCAUACGUUUUGUAAUUGGUCGGAGUGCUAAUCGAGGUGAUAGUUUAGACCGUAAUAUCGACGAGGAGAAUCGCCGGACAAAGGAUUUCUUGAUUCUUGAUGAUCAUGAGGAAGCUCAAGAAGAGUCGCCGAAGAAAGCCAAGUUCUUCUUCAGUACAGCAGUUGAAAACUGGGAUGCAGAAUUCUAUGUAAAAGUUGAUGAUAGUAUCAAUCUUGAGCUUGAGGGCUUAAUCGAAACUCUUGAAAGCCGUCGUGGCCAAAACAGUGCUUAUGUUGGAUGCAUGAAGUCUGGGGAUGUGAUAACCGAGGAGGGCAGGGCAUGGUAUGAACCUGACUGGUGGAAAUUUGGGGAUGAGAAGUCGUAUUUCCGGCAUGCUGCUACUUCGCUGCUUAUACUGUCCAAAAAUUUGGCUCGAUAUAUCAAUAUAAACAGUGUGUCUCUUCAUGCUUUUGCUCAUGAUGAUAUAUCUGUGGGAUCAUGGAUGAUGGGUGUCAACGCAACUUAUAUUGAUGAUACACGUCUUUGCUGCAGCAGCUCUAAUAAAGACAAGGUCUGCUCCUUGGCUUAAGCAGCAGAGAAUACUUUUUGCAACCUCAGUCUGUAUCCUCUUACCCAUCAAAUGCCUCUUAGGCUCUUUCAUGGUGGGUCUGCGACAUUGGCAUCCGGGAGACAUGCAUUUUGAAAUGGGGUCUUUUUGUGUUUUUGACUGUGUCCAAAAGCCGUGGGUGGAUAUUGAACUGCGAUGGAGUAUUCUUUUUUCCUUGGAGUGAGCAGAGACAGAUUUGUUACAUGGAUUCUGAAGAUAUUUGUGUUUUCACCUACUGAAAUGUGCUCAAAUUUUGCUGAGAUAGACGCAGAGGCUAAACCAUGAAUCUUGGCUUGUGGGAUUUGUUUUAAUUCAUGUUAGAAACAAUAGGGACUCCUACAUCAUGAAAUUAGUGUAUCUGUU
This is a messenger RNA of Telopea speciosissima, 1482 nucleotides long. Its product is annotated as hydroxyproline O-galactosyltransferase HPGT3-like. NCBI's taxonomy places the organism in Eukaryota, Viridiplantae, Streptophyta, Magnoliopsida, Proteales, Proteaceae. The transcript is spliced from 12 exons. The record is from RefSeq and is a predicted model, not a curated record. Gene Ontology annotation, molecular function: hexosyltransferase activity. Bases 43 to 1101 code for a protein of 352 amino acids. Gene Ontology annotation, cellular component: Golgi membrane.